AUGGCUCCCGACCUCAACUCUCUUCCCCCUUCUCCUUUCGAGGCCACGGCCGAGGCAGCGGCGGCAGUUUCAGGGACCAGAAAGCCAGCGGGUGUUCCUCCUGUCAUGAACAACAACAACAGCAACCAAAUGCCAAAUAUUCUUUACAUCAUGGCGGAUCAGCUUGCUGCUCCCCAGCUCAAGAUGUACAAUGCUGAAUCUCAGAUCCUCACCCCUAACCUAGAUGCCCUCGCAGCAAAGUCCGUCCAGUUUGACUCGGCCUACUGCCCCUCCCCCCUCUGCGCCCCUUCGCGCAUGAGCAUGGUCUCGGGCCAGCUUCCCAUGAAGAUCAGAGCCUUUGACAACGCCGCCUCCAUUGAGAGCGAUGUCCCCACGUAUGCUCACUACCUGCGCAUACGGGGCUACCACACUGCCCUGGCUGGUAAGAUGCACUUUAUUGGAGACCAGCUGCACGGCUACGAGACCAGGUUGACCAGCGAUAUCUACCCUGGCGACUUUGGCUGGGUCGUCAACUGGGAUGAGCCCGACACGCGGCUCGAGUGGUACCACAAUGCCAGCUCCAUCCUGCAGGCCGGCCACUGCGUCCGCAGCAACCAGCUCGACUACGACGAGGAGGUCAUGUACAAGUCUACGCAAUUUCUGUAUGACCACGUUCGACAGGGCCCCAACUCUCGACCUUUCGCUCUCACGUGCUUCAAGCCAGUCUCCCUGACACAUCCCCAUGACCCUUACACUAUUGAGAAGAAGUACUGGGAUUUGUACGAAGGCGUCGACAUCGCCCUCCCCAAGGUGCAGAUCCCCAAGGGGGACCAGGACCCUCACAGCAAGCGCCUCCUCAAGGUCUGCGACCUUUGGGACCAGAAUUUCACCGAUGAGCAGAUCAAGCGCGCCAAGCGGGCGUACUAUGGCGCUGUCAGCUAUGUCGAUGACUGCAUUGGCCGUCUGCUGUCCACUGUCGAGGCUUGUGGGCUGUCGGACAACACUAUUAUCGUCUUCAGCGGUGACCACGGAGACAUGCUCGGUGAGCGCGGACUCUGGUACAAAAUGUCGUACUUUGAGUCAUCGGUGCGCGUGCCCAUGCUGAUCCACCACCCCAAGCAAUUCCAACCGCAUCGCGUUUCGCAGAACGUCUCUACUCUGGACAUUCUGCCCACCCUCUGCGAUCUGGCGGGUACCAAACCCAUGCCAGGGCUUCCCCUCGAUGGGUUCUCUCUGCUGCCUCACCUGAAGGGCGAAGAGGGCCACGAUACAGUCAUUGCCGAGUACACGGGCGAAGGCACUGUCAGUCCUAUGAUGAUGAUACGUCGUGGCCCCUGGAAGUACAUUAUCUGCCCUGCCGAUGGCUCGCAGCUCUACAACCUUGACAACGACCCCGACGAGCUUGUCGACCUCGUCAAGGUGCUUCAAAAGAAGCAGGCACUCUCUGUGGAAGACGAGGAGACCCAGGCCAUCUUCCACGCCUUCGAGGAAGAGGCUCACGCUCGCUGGGACUUUGAUGCCAUCACACAAGAGGUCCUGAUCUCGCAGCGCAAGAGGCGGUUGGUAUGGUCUGCUUUGACGCAGGGCAAGUUCACCAGCUGGGACUACAACCCCAUUGACGACGGUCGCGAGAAGUACAUCCGCUCACACAUGGACCUCGACGACCUGGAGCGCAUGGCUCGCUACCCUCCUGUCGACACGUAUGGCAAUCCUACCAAGACGGUCACUGUCGACCAAGCAGGAUCGCACGGAGAGUAA
Messenger RNA from Thyridium curvatum, 1737 nucleotides. RefSeq lists its product as uncharacterized. NCBI's taxonomy places the organism in Eukaryota, Fungi, Ascomycota, Sordariomycetes, Thyridiales, Thyridiaceae. The coding region runs from base 1 to 1737 and encodes 578 amino acids. The transcript is spliced from 5 exons. Gene Ontology annotation, molecular function: sulfuric ester hydrolase activity. The record is from RefSeq and is a predicted model, not a curated record.